Serinus canaria (Common canary) is the source of this 875-nucleotide messenger RNA. RefSeq names its product transmembrane protein 106C (gene TMEM106C). The transcript has 8 exons. The record is from RefSeq and is a predicted model, not a curated record. Lineage: Eukaryota; Metazoa; Chordata; Aves; Passeriformes; Fringillidae. The coding region runs from base 102 to 875 and encodes 257 amino acids.
CCAUAGCGACGGCGGCUGCGCGCGGGAGAAGGGGCGGGGCUACGGCGGCGGCGGGAGAGGGGCGCCCCCUGGCGGAGAGCGCUGAGGGAAGGGGUGCCACCAUGGGCUCUGUGCCUGCCCCGAGCCGCAGCAAGGCCGAGGAUGAGGAGGAUGAAGAGCCUUUGGUCAGCCAGGAGGCCACAGCAGGGCAGGAGGUGGCCAAGGUUCCCUACAUGGAGGUCACGGGCCAGGACAGCGUCACCUGCCCCACCUGCCGAGGCCACGGCUGCGUCCCCACAGAGCAGGUGCACGAGUUGGUGGCUCUGAUCCCCUACAGCGACCAACGGCUGCGUCCUCACAGAACCAAGCUGUACGUGCUGCUCUCGGUGCUGCUGUGCCUGCUCCUCUCUGCCCUGGCCGGGUUCCUGCUCUUCCCCCACUCGCUGCAGGUGAACCACGGCGGCCUCCAGGUGGUGCAGGUGUGGUUUGACAGCCACCACUCGGCUGUGCUCCUGGCCAUCACGGCCUCGCUGAGGAUCAGGAACUCCAAUUUCUACUGGGUGGCCGUGAGCAGCCUGAGCAGCCAGGUGCAGUACAUGAACACCGUGGUGGGCAGGCAGCAGCUCAGCAACCUGACCAGCAUCCAGCCCCUGAGGGCCAAACUGGUGAAUUUCACAGUCAGGGCAGAGCUGGGUGGAUCCCUCUCCUAUGUCUAUUUUUUCUGCACUUUGCCCAAGGCCAAGGUCCACAACAUCGUCAUCCUCAUGAGGACCUCGGUGACGCUCUCCUGCCUCGGCCACAGCACCCAGAGCACCCUGGAGACCUUCCACUACCUGGACUGCAGCUCCAACUCCACGGGCCUGGGGACACCCUGGGGACACCCGGGGACACCCUGA